Molecule: messenger RNA, 4409 nt
Organism: Linum trigynum
Lineage: Eukaryota; Viridiplantae; Streptophyta; Magnoliopsida; Malpighiales; Linaceae
Source: the annotation of a GenBank genome assembly
GGACUUGUGGUGUUGUAGCCAUUGGUUGGUACGAGAUCCAAACCUACUCGAUUGUCUAGUGAACUAUCUAUCCUGGCUUAGGACAAGUAUACUCUAAGUCGACAAAGUAGUAAAGUGGUGACCCUCGAGGUCGUAUUCCAUAGGUUAUCGGAGCUAUUCCUACUAUCGGGAUAACUCAAUAUUUAACUUAAUCGUUGAUUUAAACGGGUUUUUGUCUAAAAAGAAAUACCGAGACACGUUGUAACGUGUUCAGAAGACGAGACACUUUGGGAUGCUCCCCUAACUCUAAGAUUAGUCAAGAAGAUAAAUAAAUGGAACACUCUCCUCCUUCUAAUGUUGGAAUUCUCUUAUAUUGCUUCUAGGGCAAUGGUCAUGUCCGCUAGAGGCACUUCUAGUAGGCUUCUCAGCUAAUGGUCAUACAAUCGAAAAUCGCUAAGAUGUUAGGUUGAAUUCCUACGAGGGUAGACUCAAGGGCAAACUAGACUUCAACUCAAUGGUCAUGCAAUUAAAAUAGUAUUUCACUUAAUGUAGAUUUUAGCCCUAAUCUAAAGGAUGGUCACCACAACCCUAGAUUAUGAACAUGCACUAAUUACUCAUACUGAAGAAAAUUACUGGCAACAUUAAACAUUAAAUGAUCAUAAGAGGGAGGAGAAUUCAUUACAUUCAUAUCCAAACCCUAACAUACAUAUACAUAGUUAUUUGAGUUGCUUACCCAAGUACAAAGAGGAUUGCUCAAUGAAAGACGAAAAGAAAGAAAAAAAAAACAAAAAAACAAAAAAAGGAGAAGGGGAUUAGACCAUAUUCUUCAUGAUUCCCAGUUUGAACUUAGACUUCAAUCUUCAAUAGUGAUCCCCUUCUCCAUCCUCUUCUCUAGGCAAACCCCUAACUUCUAUUUUUAAACUCUCUAAAACAACUUUUUUCUCUCUCUAGCCAACCCACUUCCUUUGGUGAAGGUCUCCUCUAUUUAUGGAAUUUUAGAAUCAUGGAUCGCAGUCGCGAUCUUGGUGUCUAGACCGUGAAUCGUACAACAUGUCUCUUUGUUGCGUUGGAGGGGAGAUCACGGUCUCGGAUUGAAGGGUCGUGACUCCGCCUGUAACACCUUUUAUGGAUCUUUGUAUGCUGCCUCUCUGAGAUCGCGGUCUAAAGAUCUAAGCCCCAAACCGCGAUCUGAUCAUGACACGAUAAAUUCUCGACCAUGUAAUGGUGCACUUUCACACGAUCUAGGAGUUUGCCUCUUUUCUUACACUUAAACUCUUGUUCGUCAUCAUAAUUGUUCUAAACUCAAGGAAGCAAUAUAUGCUACUUUGAUCGUUCAUGAAAACACUUAGUAUUAUAAAGAUAAAUAACACUUAUUUAAGUAUUAUCAUCCUUCCUCUUUUCAUAUAGUUUUAAGCUCUAAAACCUAUAAGUCUUUAUUUUAUGUACGAUGUCGAUUGUGUAAACUUCAAACCACCAAUCCAUAAUCAAAUUUCUACAAAUGUAAGUCCCUUUCUCGUAAAACUUCAAACCACCAACCUCUGAUUAAACCUCUACAAUACAAGUCUGUUCCAUAGAUUGUUUUGGGCGAAAAGUAUAAAAUCAUAUAGUUGAUCAAAUAAGUGAGAUCAAUUAUUCAGAUUCUAAUGUUACUCCCGUAUUAGAUGAGCAUAACUAUGUAUCAAUAUGUACUAGAUUAGUAAGUUUGACUGCUGUAAUCUUAUCUCACGCUCCUUUCGGGGUAGAAAAAUGCGAUAAAACAGGAAAAUUGUAAUAAAAAUUAGUAAACAAAAUGAACCGAAUUAUGAAAGAAAGAAAUCAUCGCACUGACCUUGACUUGAUCAAUAUUAUCUUCAACUCCCUUCAAAAUAGCACAAGGAGGCUUUAAUUUCUUAAAGGCCACCAAAUGUCACAACUAACCAUUAUUAGAUUCCUUGCAUCUAAUUUAUUUGUUUACACAAGCGUUACACGGCAUAAUCAAUUAAAUACAUGCAUUCACCAAGCAUAAUCAAAAUUGUCAACUAUGUAUAAUAAUUAACAAUUACACAUUCAACUCCUUCUGCAAAAUAAAAAUAAAAAUUGUACUUGAAACACUUAUCAAUUCUGGCAGCAUUAAAAUAUAAAAAUUGUGAUAUUGAAUCCCACAUAACUGAAUAAAUUAUUGAAUGUUACACGUUAAUAAUGUAUUGUGAAACCUUAUUAAGUAAGAAAUAGAUGAUAUUCGUACUAAAAUGAAACAUGAAAAGCCAAAAAAACAUGUAUUCUAAAAUGUAUCGAGGUGAUUACUUACCAAAUCACUUCUUUUUUAAUUUAUACUACAAAAAUGAGUAUUCCAUUUGACAUAAUAAAAAUAAAAAUUAAGAAAAUGGUUCGUUUCCAUUCCCAUCUAAAACGGCUAAAUUAAGAGAGAGCAUGAGAGACUGAAAGCAUGGCUCUUUGUUCUUUGUUCUUCUUCUUCAUCAUCUUCCCCACCCCAAUCCCCUCUUGUCUCUGAAAAACUGUCUCCUUGUUUCAGGAAAGAGUAGGAGAAGCUCCCUCUUCGCAUUUUUUUUUUUAUCCUCUCCCCUUCCAAUCAAGAAUUUCGUACAUUUCGCGUACGAAAUUAUUACAUUAACUAACCUUUCAGUCGAACAACUUCGUUCCUCUCCUUUCAGUCUGACACUCGCACUCACACUCGCACGCUCUUCCUUUCCACGAUCGUCGUAAAAAAAAAAAUGGCGAUGGCGAAAGUGUAGAAAGAGGAGAAAGACGAUGACGGCGGUGAUGAUCGGUUGCCGGAUCCACCACGAUCAAGAAUCGGCGGCUCUCUUUCUGUACCACAAUGUCCAGAGCGUGAAGAGAUUCGUAUUUGGAUUCGUACUGCUCGUCCUCCUCAUCUACAAUGGCUCCACCGUCUUCUACGUCAGCGUCCCGUUCUUCCCCGCCGCCACUUCCCCGGCGGACGCUCCAUCCAAUUUCUCCUCCGCCGCCGCCGCGGAAGCGAAAUCCGGCCUGAUGGAGGAAAGAAAACCCUCGCCAACAGAGUCGCUGCCAAUGCCAUCGUCAUUUCCCGUCAUCCCCCUCCACGCGCUCAGCGAGCCACUCCCUCCCACGCGCUUCCCCACCCAGGUGGGACCCACCACCGCCACGAGGCCCGGACGAAAGGGCCGAUCCGCAAAGUGGCACGUGGCGGACGAGAUCCGGCGGUUCGAUCCGGGUCGGGCACCCGAAUCAGGAUCGAAACUCAAAUUCUCCACCCGGAUCCGGGAAUUCUUCCGGAGCUCCCACUGCAAGCCCCGCUUCUUCAUGACGCUGAUCUCCCCCACCGUGGAUUCGUUCGGCGAGAGAGAAUCCUUCGCCGUCGAUAGCCUCUUCCGAUCCCACCAAAAUGCCUGCCUGGUGAUCGUCUCGAAUUCGAUGGACUCCGAACAGGGCCGCGCGCUCCUGAAACCAUUCAUCAACAACCGAUUCCGGGUCACGGCCAUGAAGCCCGACUUCGCCGCCGCGUUCAAAAACACGCCCGCCGAAACCUGGUUCCGCGACCUGAAGUCGGGUCGGGUCAGACCCGGGGACGUCCCCGUCGCGCAGAACCUCUCCAAUUUGCUGCGCCUCGCCCUGCUGUACAAAUUCGGCGGGAUCUACCUCGACACCGACGUCGUGGUGCUGCGGAGCUUCAACGGGCUGAGGAAUUGCAUCGGCGCACAGACCGUCGACGCCGUGACGGGGAAUUGGUCCCGGCUGAACAACGCCGUCUUGAUAUUCGACCGGAACCACCCGCUGGUUUAUCGGUUCAUCGAGGAGUUCGCGAGGACGUUCGACGGGAGCAAGUGGGGGCAUAACGGGCCGUAUCUGGUUUCGAGGGUUGUGGAGAGGGUGAUUGGGGAUUCGGGUUUUAAUUUCACGGUGCUGCCGCCGGCGGCGUUUUAUCCGGUGGAUUGGAGCAGGAUUGCGGCCCUGUUUCACGGUCCAAGGGGAAGGGUCCACGCACGGUGGCUGAGGAAGAAGCUGGAGCAGAUUAAGAAGGAGAGCUUCGCCGUUCAUUUGUGGAAUCGGCAGAGUCGGGAUGUGAAGAUUGAAGAUGGAAGCGUGAUGAGUCGGAUUAGGAUGGAGUACUGUAGUACUUUCUGCAAAUCUUCUUCUUCUUCUUGAUUCUUGGUUUAAUUAGUUUGUUAUAUGUAUUCCAUUUGUAGUGUAGAUGAUGGAAAGGAGAAUCUUUUCCAUUGAAAAAAUUUAGAGGUUUUGUUCUAUUUCGAUUUCUUAUUUUUCGAUCCACAUUAUUAUUCGAUAAAUUAAUGAUAAACCGUUAGUUAUUAUUAUGUUAAUAAAAGUCGAGUGGAUUGGAAGACGAGAUAUACGUAGCAACAAGCUAAUGACUUUGUUAUAACAUAUAGAUCUCUCGUUUCUUUUGUUUAUAUGUCAUGUUAGGUAUGUUUGGAUAAAUGCAUAAUGGAUUU